This is a messenger RNA of Ipomoea triloba (trilobed morning glory), 1853 nucleotides long. RefSeq names its product protein IQ-DOMAIN 1. Lineage: Eukaryota; Viridiplantae; Streptophyta; Magnoliopsida; Solanales; Convolvulaceae. The transcript has 6 exons. Bases 280 to 1608 code for a protein of 442 amino acids. The record is from RefSeq and is a predicted model, not a curated record. Gene Ontology annotation, molecular function: protein binding.
AAAAAAUGCAUAAACCCAACUGCACAUUGGGCAAUGCAGUUUUUCUACACACCCAAUAGCUUCAACCCCCCACCACCCUAUCACCACCCCCCUUCACCCCCUAACCUGAGAAAACCUUCUUCCUCCAGUUGCUCCUUCUGUGAAGCUGUUUUCUUGCCUUUUCUGUUUGUUAUCACUUUUUCUAAUUUUUCAAGUUCUCUUUUUUUUUUUCUCUCCCUUUUCUUGGAUUUGAUUUGACCCCUUCUAUCAUAGCUGAAUAUAGAGUAGAAUCUUGUGUGAAUGGGUGCUUCUGGAAAAUGGGUCAAAGCUCUGAUAGGAUUCAAGAAGCCUGAGAAAGAUGACCACCAUGAGAGGGUGAGUGGGAAGAGCAAGAAAUGGAGGCUAUGGAGGGGCUCAUCUGGGGAUCUUGGUGGGGGUUCUUCAUGGAAGGGAUUCAGAGGGAACCGCCAUUUGUAUGGUGGGUCUGAAGGCUCUGAUUCUUCAUCAGUCAACAAUGAUGCUUUCACAGCUGCAAUGGCCACAGUGGUGAGAGCUGCUCCCAAAGAUUUCAAGGCUGUGAGGCAAGAAUGGGCUGCUAUUAGGAUUCAAACUGCAUUUCGUGGCUUCUUGGCCAGGAGAGCAUUAAGGGCGUUGAAAGGCUUGGUGAGGCUUCAAGCUCUGGUUCGUGGUCGACAGGUGAGAAAGCAAGCCGCAGUUACUCUUAGGUGCAUGCAGGCCUUGGUAAGGGUACAAGCCCGGGUUAGAGCUCGUCGUGUUCGUAUGUCUCUCGAGGGGCAGGCUGUGCAGAAGAUGCUUGACGAGCACCGGGGCAUGGUUGAUUGCUUGAAAGAAGCUGAGGAAGGGUGGUGUAAUAGUAAAGGAACACUUGAAGAGGUUAAAGCUAAGAUACAAAUGAGGCAAGAGGGAGCUUUCAAGAGAGAAAGAGCACUUGUCUACUCUCUUGUUCAUAAGGAGAGAUCAAGCUCUGAUGCUCAGACAACCAUAUCUGUUCCCUCUUUCAAGAGUUGCAACUUGGACAAGAACAGCUGGGGAUGGAGCUGGUUAGAGCGAUGGAUGGCUGCUAGGCCUUGGGAGAACAGAUUGAUGGAGCAGAGGCAAACUGAUGCAACAGAAACGACCCCGAAGUCCAAGGUUUGCUUAGAUUACACCAAGGACAACCAUUCGAAGUCUUCUGAGCAGUGCUCGGUGAAAGUCAGGAAGAACAACGUCACCAAAAGGGUGUCAGCAAAACCUCCCUUGGUUGGCCAAGCCACGCGUUCCUCUUCAAGCCCAAGCUCUGAAUUUCGAUACGAUGAGAGUUCUGCUUCAUCCUCGCUCUGCACAUCCACGACUCCAAUCUCAGGAAACUCGGUGUCAGCAUCGGAUAAAACAGUAGAGAAAUGCAGCAGUAGGCCUAAUUAUAUGAACUUGACCCAAUCGACAAAGGCCAAGCAGCGAAAUAGCAGGUUUCUAAGACAGUCCAUGGAUGAGUUUCAGUUUCUUAACCUUCAGAAGUCGGGGGCUUUUAGUAACGGGGACUCCAAAAGCACUGCAGCUUCUGAGCUUUCGUCGGUGAACUUGACAAGGCCCCUUUGCCUACCUACUCGAAUGGAUAAAUUCUCAAAUUGAAGGGAUAAGGAGAAUUACUCUUAUGGGAGUGCAAGGAUGAACACAAUUCUUUGUUGUCUCUCAAAUGCUUUUUGAGAAACAAGUAUGCUUGAACUUGUCCUUGGAUACAAAUCUUUUGAGACAUUGAAAAUGUGCCCUAAGCUAGGAUUUUUCAUCUUGUAAAAUUGUGUAAGUUAUGAGUUUCAAGUGGAUCACUAUGCUCCACUUCUAUGUAUUUCCUUUUGAGUUUUAAAAUGUCUUGUGUC